AUCGUUCCGACGUGAAAAUGAGCGGAGAGUAUGAGAUCCCAUGCAGUUCCGGCAAUUAAUGAAAGCACUCAACUACUUUUCUUUGAUGAAUGCGACUGAAAGAAAUUGCAGUGAGGAUCGCGUAUGUCGUAGGUGAAACUUCUAAAUGUGUGGCUGUAAGAGAAAGCAUCCGCGCGAUAAAAAUGUCGUGGGAGUGCCAACUAGCACCAAAAGCGAUUGAUGGCUUAAUUAAUUUCCAAUUUGUGAUGAUCUAUUGAACUGCGAAUGGUCAGCACCAGCAUCGUCACCGGCGUGGUCACUUCGCGGAAGAAGCUACGGACAGGAGUGGUUGUGUACGUAGAACCUACCGAAUCAGAAGACGUCGAUCAUGGCUGCAAGAGACAGCGUGAAUCGGUGGAGUCAAAAGCACCUGCCAACGCGAGCGACAGAGGGGUUGAGCUUUCAUGCCGACUCGGACUCAACGUCAACACCACGAGUACAAUCCGGCUCUUCAUCGCUAGACCAAGUGCAACGACCGGUGAAAAAGUCGCUGUUGCCGAGAUUUUCGAUUUUGUGCCUCCCCAGGCAGCUGUCGAGGAACGCCAGGAGGGAGCAGAAGAGAAAUUACGCAAUACGGCCCGCAUCGCACCAGAAGGUGAAGAUGCCAAAACUUUUGAAGAUCAUUUCCGACUCUACCGUGAGAAAGUGGCACACACGCACGUUGGAAGCCGGUUGCGGAUUCGAGUGGACCCGACGAAUCCUGCAAAGCCGGCGGAACUAGUUUUCGGGGACGAUGCUGUCUGUGAUGACUGCCAAGUUGUGGGAGACGACCAGGCCAGCGGCAAAGCAGCUGGCGCUUCUCAACUUUCUUGCGGCGCCGACGCAGGAGCAACGCCGCGGCUAGUUAUUGGGACCGAAAUAAGCGGCCCACAGAGCAGGAACGAAGCAGACGGGCCUGAAACAACCCAAUGCGUCGAAGAUGAAAGUUGUUUCGAUCAUUCAGAGACAUCAUCAGACAGGCGCUUGUGCCCAGCUUUGCGACGAAAAGCGAUCAUGCAGCUCCUCUGCAGAAGAGGACACGAUUCUUCCGACUCCGAAAAAGCCGAAGCCAGCGAAAGAGCAGACCGGAUCACCAGCCUUGUUCGACGUAUAUUCAGCGAAGCCAUGGCGCAAACGUGUUUUUUGAAGGAUUCUUCAAGGUGCACUAAACCAAGAGCCAUCAGUGGCAACACGCCUAUCCUUCCUACUCCGAAGCCAAAGAAGUGCUUCCUGCAAUUUCGACACGAGCCUACAGAGGCCGACUUGCAAGAUAUCCGAGCCGCAGCGUCUCAAAGUCGAGAAAGCCAAAGGAUAAACCGACAAACAGUGGCGAGACAGGUUUUUUCUGCCAGUGGGUGCGCGAAUGAAACGGACAUGAAUAGCCAUGGAGAGAAAAUUUCGCAGCCAGCAUCAGCAACCGUCGCUGACGGGAUCGAAGCCACUUCGAAGCACCGGCGCGCCCACUGUUUUGCGAAAUGGAUCGUGGAGACGUACCAGGAGAGGCUGAAGCUGCUAGAUCGGAAAACUUCUAUUAUCCUAGACGUGGCGGGCGGUACGGGGGACUUGUCGGUGAUCCUGCGGAGCGAAUACGGCUUCGAAAAUGUCUUCACCGUAGACCCCUGGAAACCGGAAAAGUGGAAAAAAUGGCAACUGCGGAAAAUCAUGAACGUUUCUCGUCAAGACCAAGAGCAUGGGCGAAGAACAAAAACGUGCGGCGAACUAUCAAACAGGAACACUACGACCGAACUCACAAAAGAAAGUUAUCAGGCCAUUGAUGAGUACACCGAAGCUGCAGCACUACUCGACCGGUUUUUCGUGCGGGAAAAGUUCGAUUUUUCGUCUGCCCCUUCGCCAAAGCUAUCCUCCCUGAUCCAAAAUUGCGACCUGAUCGUGGGUCUGCAUCCUGACCAAGCGACGGAGCCGAUCGUGGCCGUAGCGGGAAAAUUGAGGAAGCCAAUGUGCGUCGUGCCGUGCUGCGUCUUUGCAGAUCAGUUCCCGGAAAGGCGGCUGAAAGUCGUGGAAGCAGAUCGGAAGGAAGAGCGACAGAGUAACCUCCUCUGCGACGACGAUGAAGAAGGUGAUUUUGGAUUAGUGUGUGAAGAGGCCCCCGCCUCGGCUGCGAGUGUAGUGUCUGAAGAAGAGCCAAUCGUUUGGCAGCCGGUCCGGGAUUACCCGAGUUUUUUAAAGUACCUGCGACAGCGAUACGCACCUACUACGGACGCAUCCGACUCGGUCCAUAAAUCCGGUUUCGCGGCGGGAGACGGAGGCUUGGGCAACAGCAUCGAGUGUGCCGCGUUGCCGAUGCCAGGAAAAAGUCUGGUGCUGUACACGAUGAUCACGACAUCAACAACUCACUGCUAGCCUGAGUAAAUGUCUGUAUACACAUACGGUUUCGAGAAUGUUAGCGACGAUCUUUCUACUUAACAUGCGACUUGGCGACAGAUUUUCGUAUUCCGCAGGUUGACGACAAUGACGCCGGCUUUCCGCGCUGACUCUUUCCGACGUCGUGUCCAUACAUUGUGCUACAC
This is a messenger RNA of Amoebophrya sp. A120, 2546 nucleotides long. The record is from the annotation of a GenBank genome assembly. NCBI's taxonomy places the organism in Eukaryota, Dinophyceae, Syndiniales, Amoebophryaceae.